UGGGAGAUCCCAGUCACUUCUAUCCGUCAUGGCGGCUCGUGUCCUGGUGCAGUGUGUCCGCUCGCUCGCCCGGCCUUCUCUGAGGCUCUCCUGCGGGAACCUGGCAGUCAGAGCCACUGCUGUUCCGACAACAACUACCCACCGACCCCUCUCUUUCGCUGCAGACAACCGGAAUACGCGGUGGCUCGGACAGAGCCGGAUCUCCUCAGUGAGUGUGUUGUGUAGACAGUAUGGGGACCUGCCUCCCCUCACCCUAGAGUCCAUUAAAGACCGUGUCAUGUACGUCCUCAAGCUCUACGACAAGAUCAACCCAGAGAAGCUGCAAACCGCCUCCCACUUCAUGAAGGACCUGGGUCUGGACAGCUUGGACCAGGUGGAGAUCAUCAUGGCCAUGGAGGAUGAGUUUGGUUUUGAAAUUCCAGAUGCAGAAGCAGAGAAGUUGAUGACUCCUGACGAGAUUGUACAGUACAUCGCAGACAAGAAAGAUGUUUAUGAAUAAUCUGUUGUAUAGCUCAUAGAGAAUGGAGGACCCCUACACAGGAAGUACUUGUAAAGCAGAUGGACGCCAAAACCAUUUCUCACUUCCUCCUCGGCUCUUGUCCAGUGCGGCAUCGUCGGUGUCAGCUGCCGUGUCUUGUGUUUGAGUGUAUUUAAAUAAACAUGUGCUUUGGGAGAACAAAAUAUUAAAACAAGGUUCUAUCACAGCUUUGAUUUUUAUUUUUUCUUCCAACCUUGCCCUGUGAUUCUGAUGUAUAAUUUCUCACAAAUCAAUAAAAACAUACUGGUUA
This is a messenger RNA of Sphaeramia orbicularis (orbiculate cardinalfish), 788 nucleotides long. Its product is annotated as acyl carrier protein, mitochondrial. Gene Ontology annotation, biological process: fatty acid biosynthetic process. Gene Ontology annotation, cellular component: mitochondrion; respiratory chain complex I. The transcript has 5 exons. Gene Ontology annotation, molecular function: acyl binding; acyl carrier activity. The record is from RefSeq and is a predicted model, not a curated record. Bases 29 to 499 code for a protein of 156 amino acids. Lineage: Eukaryota; Metazoa; Chordata; Actinopteri; Kurtiformes; Apogonidae.